ACAACACAACACAAAAUAAAAUCACUUUUCUGCUUUAAAAGUUCAUUGUAUGUUGUGUUAUAGCACUGUUACAAUGACUCUUUAGUGCAAUAUAUUGUAAAGAGUGAAAACAUAAAUGUUUAUUAUGAGUGCUUGGAAGUGAUUAGGAGCUAAAACAUUAUGUAGCACCUACUAUCAAGUUCCUGCAAGUGUAUUCAAAAUUAUAGUAUCGAUCUUUUGUCUUCAAUUGCAUCAGUGAAAAUAAAGGGACUUUAAAAUGUCUGUGGUCAAAGGAAAAGCUCUAGUGAAAAUGGAAGUUAUACAAGUUGGUGAAUAUGAAUUCACAAAACAAGAUAUAAUAGGACAUGGUGCUUUCGCCAUGGUGUACAAAGGAAGGAAGAGAAAGAAUCCAUCACAGGCUGUCGCAGUGAAAGUAGUCACGAAGAAGGGGAUACAGAAAGCUUCGGAGAUACUUGUGAAGGAGAUCAAGAUUCUUCGAGAACUAACUGCACUUCAUCACACGAACUUAGUAGCUAUGCACGAUUGUAUGGACAGCCCUGCCUAUGUCUACGUCGUCAUGGAGUACUGUAAUGGCGGUGAUCUGGCAGAUUACUUACAAUUGAACCGUCUACUGAGCGAGGCCACAAUUCGCUCGUUCCUCCGUCAGCUGGCCGAGGCGAUGCGAGCUAUCCACGCGAAGGGCAUCGUGCACAGAGACCUGAAGCCGCAGAACAUCCUCCUGACUCACAAUGUACCGCCGCCUCGCACACCUCACCCGGAGGAGAUCAUCCUCAAAAUUGCGGACUUCGGUUUCGCAAGAGUCCUGGAAGAAGGAAAUAUGGCUGUUACGCUCUGCGGAUCUCCUAUGUAUAUGGCACCGGAAGUAAUUAUGUCUCUCAAGUAUGACGCAAAAGCUGAUCUAUGGAGUUUGGGAACAAUCGUAUACCAGUGUUUGACAGGCAAGGCACCUUUCCAAGCGACGACUCCACAUGAGCUUAAAGCGUUCUAUGAGAACAGCAUAGAUCUUCAACCCAAAAUGCCUGGUGGCACCAGUCCGGAGCUCUGCAACCUGCUGUUUGGUCUACUGCGCCGAAACGCGCGUGAAAGGAUGCCCUUUGAGGUGUUCUUCAACCAUCCGUUCCUUCAACGUCCACGCACCACCUCCAUCACAAGUCUGGACUGCGAUCUGCCCGACAUAUUGGAGGGCGAAAUCGAAUGCCGUCCUCAAACUAACUGUAUUCUUCAAGAGUCUUGGGACAGUCAGGAGGCGAAUAACGCGGUACCGUCGACGUCGCCGCGAGUACAGAUAGCAACACAAGUGCCGCAGCCAACAAACACGGCUCAUGCUACUAAGAAAACACCGCCCACGUCUACUGACACAUCGCCGGAAGGCCCCUGGGCGGGUGCGGAGGACUUCGUAGUGGUGGAGCCAGAGCGCACGGCCGACUGCGGCGAGUCGUCGCGGCCCGCCUCGCUCGAGCUCCGCACGGCGCGCGCGCGGGCUCGCUCGAGGUCGCCGCCCUCGCCCCGCACCCCGCCCCGCACCCCGCGCUCUCCUCGCACGCCCAACGACAACUUCGCGCCGCCAGACUUCAUGACGCCGCUGCGGAAUCCAGCCGUGAACGUGGGUACCAACGUUCCCCGCUCGCAGCCCAUCGACGUCCUUCGCUCCGAUCACAACCGGAACACAACCAACAUCGGCUCACUCUCUCCUCCAACGGUACCGUUCACGAGGGGUACUCCCCCGUCGUCGCGGCGACGUAGUGCUUCCGGGGGUUCCCCGCCGCCAUCACUGUGGCAGGUCUCUCCCUCGAGUGCUUCGCCCCCCAUCCCGCUCGCGCUGCGCGCUAGUGGCGAGAGCUCGGGGUCUCCGAAGCGCGGCGCCAUCCCCGACGCGCUACUGCGAGCGUUACGUCUGGCUUCCCACGAGCCGCCUGUCUACAUCCCCAACCUUCAGGAAGAGACCAUACUGGCUGAGGAACAUAGCAAGGUGUUCUCUCAGCUGAACUUCGCGCUGAUGUUGGCGGAACUGCUGUCGGAUCUCGCCCUCUCGUGCGGCGCGCCCAUAGCCGCACUAAUGGACGUCUCCGACGAGCGGUGCAACGAGAGCGUCCGGCUGGGUCUGCUGGUGCAGGCCAUGCAGACGCUCGCAGCCGGCCUGAAGCUGGCCGCACACAACUACCGCGACAGGACGCUGCAGCCCACGCCGCAAGUCAGGAACGUGGUGUCCCUGAUGAACGGCAAGUACAAGUGGAUCGUGAGCGAGUCCCGGCGCCUGCACGACUCCGGCGUCACGCCCGCGCUCUGCGACAAGAUCCUGUACGAGCACGCCAUUGAACUGUGUCAAAUGGCGGCGAUCGAAGAGUUGUUCGGAGACGUGAAGGAGUGUGAGCGGCGCUACAUGUCGGCGCAGGUGCUGCUCCACUCGCUGGUGCAGAGACAGCCGCUGCAUCCUCACCAUCGCACCACCCUCUCCAAAUACCGGGAUGCAGUACAAAGGCGGCUCAAUUGCCUCAAGGGGCCGCGCCAGAUAAUGGACGUUAAGUUAGAGGCUGGGAUCUCAUAAUGCAAUAAGAUUAUAAUUUAUAGGAAUAAGUACACACUACGAGAUGAGAAGUGAUUUUAUUUUGUUCCAUAUUAUUUGACUCGAAGUGAUAAGUAAAUAUUAAUAAAGAGUGGAAAAAAAAUAUGUAAACACACAAAAUAUUGUAGUAAAGAAGAUUACCAGAGAUUGCAAUAGUAAGUUAUAUAUUUUUUUAUUGACAGUAUGUAGAUUGUUUUCGUAAGUAGAAAGUUGUAGAUUUGUAGAAUAUUUUGUGCAAAUAAAUUAGUAGAGCUUGAAACCAAUCUUAUCGUAUAUAAACAGAUUUCUAUAUUGUACCUACUGUGGAAUAAAUGGUUGUACUUUAUUAUAAUGGUUUGUGACUAGUACAAUUAAUACCACUGGUCCAUUUAAAUCCUGCUACAAAAAGCACAUAAUACCAUUUUGCCAUUACGAUAAAUAUAAAAGUUUAGAAACAUAAAAAUGAUGUAGUGUUUAAAUGUAUCCUUGUGUUGUUGAAAACGUCUCAUAAUAAUUAUAAAAUGUAUUAGUAUUCUAAUAUUAUUAAAGUGUAAUGAUUUUAGUAGGUGUGUGAACAUUAAGAUUAUAUUUCAAUAUGGACACGAUUCUAUAGAUCUCAUUUAUUGUCGACCAAUAACAAUAUGGCAUUUUUAGGUUAAGUUUCGAAUUAAUUACAUUUUCAACAAUAAUGUAUUUUAGACAAAUGUUUUGAGUAUAUAUGAGUAAAUUUGUGUCUUUUCGCAAGUUAUAUUUCAUAUUAUAAUAGCCAAUUAAUAAUUGUUGUGAUUCCUUAUUUUUUUUCCCCCGACAUGAUCAAUGCUUUACAGAUAUAAGAAUAAAUAAAGACUGUUGUAUUAUAAAAUA
Messenger RNA from Leptidea sinapis, 3406 nucleotides. It is a transcript of the gene Atg1, whose product is annotated as serine/threonine-protein kinase unc-51. The record is from RefSeq and is a predicted model, not a curated record. Gene Ontology annotation, biological process: positive regulation of autophagy; autophagosome organization; peptidyl-serine phosphorylation. The coding region runs from base 257 to 2545 and encodes 762 amino acids. The transcript is spliced from 17 exons. Gene Ontology annotation, molecular function: protein serine/threonine kinase activity; ATP binding. NCBI's taxonomy places the organism in Eukaryota, Metazoa, Arthropoda, Insecta, Lepidoptera, Pieridae. Gene Ontology annotation, cellular component: cytoplasm; autophagosome.